Molecule: messenger RNA, 2289 nt
Organism: Paramuricea clavata
Lineage: Eukaryota; Metazoa; Cnidaria; Anthozoa; Malacalcyonacea; Plexauridae
Source: the annotation of a GenBank genome assembly
GUAGUGAAUGGAUUUUAGAGAUUAGGGAGCUACAACGGGUAUUUUGCUUUAGACAGGGAAAUAUAAUAUUGCCGAUCACUUGCGACAAUAUGGCGCAGCAUGAAUUCACGUCUUGAUCGUCUAUCUUUUGCGAUUUUUCCUGACUUCACAUUUUGCGCUAAAGCCUUCAAAAUACAUUUGUUCAAUGCGUAAUGUUCUGAAGAAGAAUGAAAUUCGUUAACAAGUUUAUUGCGUAGAAAGAAACUGAGUAAUUCGACAUUUUAUACGCCAGACACCUGAUCUAUUUUCAUAUUUGAAUCUGAAUGUGAAUCUGAAACUGCGAAUCUGAAACUGUAAAGCCGACCGUAUAAAACUUAGGUUAGCCAGAGCCUCUACAUUAUCAUAGUUCGGCCGGAACUGUUUUCGAGCACUUCUCUGUCCAAAUCAUAUGCCACAAAAAUGUGUUUCAAGUUAUUGUUGUCUUGCUUAGUCGCCAGUUGUUUGAUUUAAUUUAACUAUCUGUCUCUUUCCAACAUACAGCAACAUCAUUAAAAUGUCCUUAAAGUCAGAUAUCACUUACAUUUCUUCUUAGAGUAACCCAAAUACCGAAAAUCAGCGAUUGCAAAUGUCUUUGCAUUGCGAAAUCACAGCUAACAGAGUAAAGUCAGGAGGGAAACGGUAAGUUACUUGCGAAAUCACAAGAUAGUCAGUCACGGGAUUAAUCAUCACGUGCGGAUUUUGCCAGAGUACUUCUUGCGUAACCCAGUUUAUCCUGUUUCAAACGCAUCAUACGAUCAUAUGAUUUUGAUUAUCGUACUCCACUCGUACUGCACGGUAACAGGCAGUGGGCAUAGCACACAUUUUUAUUCACAAUUGACACUUGCUGGCUUGCUGCUGUUCGAAGUAAUUUAAGUCUCGAUUCGAAAAUAUGGCUUCGAAGUUUCUCUUUCUGUUGAUGUGCGCUAUAGCAGUCGAAAAAUCAACUGCGCUGGUGCUAGACACUAAAGACUGUGGCAGUGUGCUAGGCAAAUUCUCGAAUUUUGACCUGAACUGUAAUGAGGGCUCUACUGCUGAACUUUGCAAGAUCUCGCCCGGUAAAAAGUACACUGGCACCUUGAAGUUAACACCAAACACGGUCAUAAAUAAUGGAACGAUUAUUCUUCAUGCUAUAUUCGGAAAAACAACCCUGCCAUUCCCUUUUCCUGACAACGAUUUAUGCAAGGACCACAACAUCCAUUGCCCACUGAAAGCUGAUACAGAAGUUACGGUGUCUCUUACACUGGCUGUCCCAAGUUUUGCUCCCCAAGUGAAUUUGGUCGCUAAAAUAGAAUUUCAGUCCAAUGUCAAUGGCAAAGUCAAAGAUUUGGCGUGCAUUGAGUUCCUUGGUUCUAUACAUAGUUAAGCUACGUUUUACACGCUACGAUUAGUCGCGUACGAUUCGUAUUCUGGCGUAUUAAAGUGAGUGCUGGCGCCAUAAUUCAUUGCCGUUUCGUUGACAUAUACGUCAGAUAACGAAUCGUACACGAUUAAUCGCAGUAAAGCUCGCAGUAAAGUAGGUGGAAUAUUGCAACAUUGAACUAUUAAUAAAUGGGGAUAUCUAAAAUUACCAAACUAUUGCGUAUUAAAAUUGACAUAUGAGCUAUAAAAACAAACAGAAACUUAUACUCGCGUGCAAAUAUAUAAUUUGUUGUUAAUUAAGAUGGAUGUUUAUUUGCAAUUAUCAGUUUACAUCAUUGGCCUUGGCAUUGUGCAAUUUUACUGUGAAAUAUUCGAACAGCUACGUACACUCCUUUGUGUUAUUUACACAGUGGCUAAAGUUGCCUAACCUUUAGAAACCUUUGAUCGUGAACAUAUUAAAGUUCAAAAGUCAAAACUAAACUGAGUAUCAGGCCCUUGGUAUUGAAAGAGGGCUAAGAGACGAUAAAAUGCAUCAUGUGAUUCAAACCGGAAAUAUAUGACCGGCGUAUGCAAACACCAAAAAUAGAAUUUGUAAUUUUGUCAAUAUACUGUUAAAAGUGCUUUAUUUCUGAAAUUUAUUUUCAAUUAAUUAAGCCUAAAAAUGACAAAAUAAGUACGAAAAGACGUUGAAAACGCUUUUGCAGCAACAUUUUACUCGGUAUAAAACUAAAACUACAUAGUCAUUGUAGAAAGCGUGUCUAAAUAUCUCGCCGUAAUAGUCGCCGUAGAAGCACAGGCGGCCCAAUCUCUGAACGUCCUAUAUAUUUUGAAUAUUUAACCGUUAUAAUAUUUUAAAAUAACAAAAUAAUUCAAAAAAUAUUAACAAUAUAUGUAAAAAUUAAUAGAAUCCAU